AUUUCUCAUAUGAAAAAAUGCAUUAAUUCCCAAGAAUCUCCACCAAAACCAAAACAUGUCAGAGCCAUUGUUUUGGAAACACAUCAGCAGAAGUCAACUGCAUUUUUAUUUUCAGCUAUACAUGAUCUUCCAGUUUUAACGAAUCAAGUUGCAUGCUGGAAGUUUCUCAUCGUUUUUCAUAAAGUUAUGCGUAGUGGUUAUAGAGAAUAUCCAACCAUUCGUGGCGAUUUAGAAAUUUCUCAACAAGAUAUUAUGCUUUCGAUUGGACGAACUCCAGAAAGCUUAAAUGCUUUUGCCGUAGCACUGCUGGAUUACUUUGAAAAUUUGCUGAAUUUUCAAUCUGUUGUUCUGGGAACAAUUGAUCGCAGCGAAAGCUCAUCAUCAGUCUCCAAUCAGUGUCGUCUUGCCGCCCUUACUCAAUGUAUUCAAGAUUGUGCUACUCUUUACGAUAUGUCACUAAAAGCGCUCAUUAAACUGCAUGCUCUACUGCCUCCUGAAUCGUUGGCUUCUUCACGAGAUCGCUUCUACAGAUUGUAUACUCUUCUUGAACGAUUCUUUCUUCGCGCUAAUACUUUCGCCUACAUUCGCGACGUCUUAAAGAUCCCUUCGCUUCCAAGUGUUCAACCAAACUUAUUGGAUACUGGGAAUGGAGUUCAAAGCAUUGGAGUUGUUGAAAUUCGCGAAGAUGAAGUACCAAAUCUGCUUAUUGAUUUGACAUCCGAGUACGUAAAUCUGGAACAGGGGUCAUUGAAGGGUGAAGACGUAGAUGCCAUAUUUGGUGUAUCACCAGAGACUCGUUCUUCCAGCGCAUUCCGUGCCCCUACGACGAGCAAUGAAGCUCAUGAAGUUGAAACUCUUCGAGCAGAAAUGCAACGAAUUCAGAUGGAGAAAUCCAUUACCCAGGAUCAACUUGUUGAACGUAUACGAACAAUGGAAAAUGAGACCAAAGCAUUGAUUGAUGUCAAAUUUCGACAAGAUGAUCAAUUAACUCGUUUGGUUGAAGAGGUGAAAGCACAAACCGCACUUGCAGCAGCCAAUGAAGAGAAAUUUAUCAAAUUCCGGGAUGCUUAUGGCAAGUUACGUGGAGACUACAUUGGUCUACUUCAACAGGUACUUUUUAAUUCUUCUAUGGAGUCAGUCGAAAAUAGUAAUGAAAUGAAGCAAAGACUUAUGCAAUUGGAAUCGGAGCAGGUUACAUGGCAGGAUACGAAGCAGCAGUUGGAAAAGCAAUUGGCUGAUGCUCGGUUGUCACUGGAGGCGGCGGAAUCAAAGUCAGCUAGUCUGACAGGUCAAUUAGAAAGUUCUCGAAAGAUCGCUGAACGGGAAACAUGUGACCUUCUGCUCAAAGCCGCAUGCGUGAAGGCUAAACAGGAUGUGAAUUCAAUCAUCACUCUAAUGAACAACUCAGAAUUUGUCCAGUGUCGCAGUUGUGCUGACGUGGUCAAUCAGUUCAUCAAAAGUGCCAAUGCAGAAGUUAUGAGAUUAAAGGACAUAAUCUCAGACAGAGAGGGCAAAGAUUUUGCCAAGCUACCUCUGAAUAUUGCUCACCUUUCCUCAUGUCUCAAUGCUAGCGCUCUUCAUGCAAAAGCUAUUGCCAAUUCUGCUGCAGAUAUUGUUAAAUCUGACGAAUUAACGGCCAACUGUCGGCGCAGUUUAAACAAUAGUCUUGAGAUCUACUCUCAUCUAGUCAGCUCAUCCGUACUUGAAGAAUGGCGCCGGACAGAAGUGCUAGGUCAGUUGGACAGUGUGGCGUCCGCUCUCUUGCGAAUUCAAAUGCUUGCCGAAGAAUUGCGACCACACAUCAAGGAUGUUAAUGAGGAAGACCUUGCUUCAGCUUUGGAACGUGAAAUGCAACAUACUGCUGAGUUAAUUGCUCGUGCUGAAGCUAGAUUCAACGAACUUCUGGAGCAAUCAAAGACAUCUAUGACUGGAAUUCAGCUGGAAGUUCACAGCAAGAUUUUGGGCACUUGUACAGAGCUCAUGUCUGCUAUUGCUCUUCUUGUUGCUAGGGCACGGGAACUACAAUUGGAGAUUGUGAAUGAGGGUAGAGGGGCGGCAACGAUCAAGGAAUUCUAUAAGCGCCAUAAUCGAUGGACUGAAGGUCUUUUCUCAGCUGCGAAAUCCGUUGGUGCUGGGGCCAACUUGCUAGUGUAA
Molecule: messenger RNA, 2154 nt
Organism: Rodentolepis nana
Lineage: Eukaryota; Metazoa; Platyhelminthes; Cestoda; Cyclophyllidea; Hymenolepididae
Source: the annotation of a GenBank genome assembly